GUUACAAAGUUCAAGAUAAACCUAUUGAUGCCUAUUUUUUAAUACUUUCUGUUAAAACCUAUAUUACAAAAAUGAAAAUAUAUCCAUUCAUAACGAUUCUCUUUACAUGGUCAUUGUAUUGGCCUUCAACAAUGAAUGUCUAUUGUGCCAAUAUCAAUGAUGUCGAUGUCAACACGCUCAAACUUGUCAUUUUAAUUCAUCGUCAUGGUGAUCGAACACCGAUCGAAACAUAUCCACGUGAUCCUUAUCGUGAUGGUUCAAAAUAUUGGCCUGAUGGCUGGGGCCAAUUGACAUCGAAUGGAAAAAAUAGAAUGUACAAUUUAGGAUUAUAUCUAUCUAAACGUUAUAGCAAUUUUCUUGGCCAAACACCGCAUGAAGUAUCUAUUCGUAGUUCAGCAUCUGAUCGUUGCCUGGAAAGUGUUGAAUUAAUUCUCGCUGCAUUAUAUCCGCCUGUUGGACGAUGGAAAUGGAAUGAUAAUUUUGGUCAAAAAUGGCAACCAUUUCCCAUACAAACAGUUCCACAUGAAAAUGAUGGGAUGUUAUAUCCAGAAUCUAAAUGUAGAAAAGCCGAACGAAUUGAAGCGGAUAUAUAUAAAUCGGAACCAGUCCUCAAAUAUUAUAAUCAAAUGAAGUCAACAUUAUUAUAUGUACAAGAUAAUACUGGUUAUGAAAAUGUUGAUCUUAUAAAAGCGGAAGAAAUAUUUGAUUCAUUAUUGAUUGAAAAGAUGAAUGGUUAUAAAUUACCAGCUUGGGUUGAUUCGAAUGUAUUUGCUAAACUUAAAGAUAUUGCCGAUAAAACAUUCAUAUUCGCUGGAAUGACAAGAGAGAUUCAAAGAUUUCGUACCGGAUUACUACUAUCCAAUAUAUGGCAACAUAUUUCCAAUCAUGAAUCUGUGGAUAAUGAUGAACGUCGUCUUUAUAUCUAUUCGACGCAUGAUAACCAAUUAUCCGUUUUUAUGAGUGCAUUGAACAAUUUCAAUGGUUUAUCACCACCAUUCGGAUCAUCGAUUAUGAUCGAGAUACAUCAUAAUCAUACGAACGAACCAUUUAUCAAGAUGUUUUAUUUGAAUGAAACUGAAAAAGAAAAACCUUAUCCUCUAGAAUUGAAUGAUUGCAUACGAAUCGGAUCGAAUCAGGACCAUUGUACCAUUUCAAAUUUUUACGAAACAAUCAAAGAUCUAUUACCAGACAACUGGGAUGUUGAAUGUCAGAAUCAAUCACAAUCUACCGAAGCUGAUCCAUUAAGUAUUUAUCUACUUUUAGUCACCAUUUCAUUGACCAUAUCUGUAAUGUUAUUUUUUAUAUAUCUAAUUUUAAACCACCGACGUUAUGGAUCAUCAUAUCGAUUGUUACCCAUAAAUAGUUGAUAUUUAAAAUAAGUGAUAAUUGAAAAAUUGUUUUAAAAAUUUUUAUUUAUUUUCUUUUGAAUAAAAAAUAAUAAAUCAAUAUGAAAAAAUGCCAAAAGUAAUACCUGUGUGAAAAUUCAGAAAAAAAUAAACAAAAUUAAUGAUUUGAAUAAAAUUAAAUCAAUAAAUUGAACAACAAAACAAA
Molecule: messenger RNA, 1551 nt
Organism: Dermatophagoides pteronyssinus (European house dust mite)
Lineage: Eukaryota; Metazoa; Arthropoda; Arachnida; Sarcoptiformes; Pyroglyphidae
Product: prostatic acid phosphatase-like
Biological process (GO): dephosphorylation
Molecular function (GO): phosphatase activity
Source: RefSeq, a predicted model, not a curated record